Molecule: messenger RNA, 1569 nt
Organism: Owenia fusiformis
Lineage: Eukaryota; Metazoa; Annelida; Polychaeta; Sabellida; Oweniidae
Source: the annotation of a GenBank genome assembly
UUUUCAAAAUGGCGGGUGUUGUGAAAGCAGUAUUUCUGUUUUGUCUCCAGGUUUCUUUAGUUUUUUGUCGUAGCAAUAGUGUCAGUGGAGGCUGCUACGAUCCAAAAUAUGACGAAGGUAUUAAAGGAGUGAAGACAUACCCACGUCCACAUGAGUAUAUGAGUUCAAGCUCUCUGCCAAAGAACUGGGAUUGGAGAAAUGUUAACGGAACAAACUUUGCAAGUACAACAAGAAAUCAACAUAUACCCCAAUAUUGUGGAUCUUGUUGGGGCAUGGGGACCACCAGCGCCCUCGCAGACAGAAUCAACAUCAAACGCAAGGCAGCCUGGCCCUCUGCCUACCUCUCUGUACAGAACGUCAUAGACUGCGGCAAUGCGGGAAGCUGUGAAGGUGGGGGUCAAUUAGGGGUUUACGAAUAUGCACACAAGAAAGGAAUCCCUGAUGAAACGUGUAACAACUACCAGGCAAAGGAUCAGAAAUGCAAUGAAUUUGACCAAUGUGGAACCUGCACUACAUUUGGCAAGUGCCACACUAUUGCUAACUACACACUUUGGAAGGUUGGUGAUUACGGUUCCGUCAGUGGCAGAGACAAAAUGAUGGCCGAAAUCUACAAAAAUGGGCCAAUAAGUUGUGGAGUUGAUGCCACUGAUACCUUUGAGCUUUACAAUGGCGGGAUUUACAAGGAAUACAAGCUAUUUAUAGGGAUCAACCAUAUAAUAUCAGUAGCUGGAUGGGGAGUUGAUCCUACUAGCGGAGUGGAAUACUGGAUUGGACGCAACUCAUGGGGACAACCGUGGGGAGAAUCGGGCUGGUUCCGUAUUGUCACCAGUAUGUACAAGGGAGGUGAAGGAGACCAUUACAAUCUUGGUAUUGAGAAGUCAUGUGCCUAUGCUGACCCAAUCCUGCCCUAGGCAACACACAGUGGUGCACCCUGGGAAAUUACAUCAUGUGACAGCAGCUGAGGAUAAUAUUAUGAACAAUAACAACCAAAGAACCAUAACAACCAAAGGAUAACUUCAAUCGGAUAACAUUACAAACUGGUUAUAAAUCUUUUUAUUCGUUAAAAUUGAAGAUGAUUCGUCAAUUGAUGAAUUAAGGUGGAAGUAGAACAAUUUCAUUUUUAUUUUGUCAUACCCUGAAGAUAUGAUGCAAUAUUGGGCUUCAUCUUUCUAUCAAAGCCCAGAAGGUAUCAUCCUUCAUGCACAAUUUACUAGACCAUCUCCUUCUUUGUUUUAUCAUUACAGAUAUUUUCUACAGCUAUCACAAGAUGUAUAUACCUGGUUGCCAUAUUUGCAUUCAAUUUGACAAUUAUAUUUUUGUAUUUGGCAACCCACGGGAAUUUUUUUGAGUCUUAUGUUGGGUACAACUUUCACUUGUCUAUAUGUGUAUUUUUGAUCAUUUCCUAGUUAUACCUGUAUCCUUUUGCCAAUUUUUUUCAAAAUCAUGCACUUCAACGGCAAAAUUACCAAUAUUUCAGGGCAAAAUUGCCAAUAUUUCAGGUUGCUCUUAUCAUGAUUUGAGAAACUGCAAAUGUGUGCUUCACAGACGUUAUUUUGAAAUUGUAUAUCC